UGACGUAAUUGUUAGCUGAAGCGCAUGUCCAGAAUGUUCAAGAUGUAAACAAAAAUGGCGUCCGAACCUCUGCCAUCUGAGUUAAAGCCCAUAAAUUCUUUUUUAAAAUUAGCCAAAGAAUAUGACAAGAGAGAUCCCACUAUUGCUUAUUUCUGUCGCCUAUAUGCUGUUCAAAAAGGAAUCAAAGUUGCGUCAAAAGCUUCUGCAUGUAAAGUUUACUUACUUUCUUUGAUGGAUGAAAUAGAAAAGGAAAAGAAAGCCUUACUGGCAAGAGGUGAUGAAGCUGUUGGUAACGAUAUAGUGGCACAAGCUCAUGUCGAAAAUGUGUCAAUAAAUCUAUUUUCAUGGGCAGAUGGAGAAGACAGAAAAGGAGUUUUCAAUAAAAGUGUCACAAAAGCCUUCUACUCCGCAAGUUUAUUAUUUGAUGUAUUGUCACAAUUCGAAGAUAUAAGUGAUCAGUGUAAAGUUCAACAGAAGUACGCCAAAUGGAAAGCGACCUAUCUUCAUAAAUGUAUGCAGAACGGUGAAACUCCUGUGGCUGGGCCAGAGGGUUCUGGCUUCGAAGACGAUCUGAACGUAAAUAUGCCAGGUGAUACCAGCAAUGCGUUCUUCAACUCUGGGCCUGGUUAUCCAACUGACUUCAAUGCUCAUUCUUCUAUGCCACCACAACCAGGCGCAUUCUCGUAUACCCAACCAGAACGACCGACGCCUGCACCGAGACAGCCUCCUCCUCCCAGCGCUUCAUCAUCAUACGUGGAACCGGCACAAGACACUUCAUCUGUUGAUACUAGUAAUGUAGAUUUUAUGCAAGCUACUAAACUUUGCAAAUUUGCUAUGAGUGCUUUACAAUACGAAGAUGUCGAUACUGCUGUUCAAAACCUUACGAAGGCUUUACAUCUUCUGAAACCAGGUGCACGAUGAACUGGUUUACCGAUUACAUGGUCUAGCUUCUUUAUUUAAAAGAGAUCAAGGAAAAGCCAAAGAUUGAAUCAAAAGACGUGAUUAUGCGUUGAUAUUCAUAACGUAGUUACUACGAUAUGUUAAUCUUUCUUUAAACUUUGUUGUAGAAUCUUACUCGUGUUUUGGUUUGUUGAUAGACAAGAGAAAUUUGCUGACAUUCUUUGUAUUAAUAUUUUUGAAAAAAUGCCAAAGUAAUGUUCACAUAAAAUAUAAUUUUGCAGUUUC
Molecule: messenger RNA, 1185 nt
Organism: Hydractinia symbiolongicarpus
Lineage: Eukaryota; Metazoa; Cnidaria; Hydrozoa; Anthoathecata; Hydractiniidae
Product: vacuolar protein sorting-associated protein VTA1 homolog
Exons: 6
Coding region: 55-921 (288 amino acids)
Biological process (GO): late endosome to vacuole transport via multivesicular body sorting pathway
Cellular component (GO): multivesicular body
Source: RefSeq, a predicted model, not a curated record